CACAGAUGCGCGCGGCUGUAAGAAAGCCAUGUCAAUCUGCACCCGUUCAACAGUCUAGAUGUAUUACUUCUAAACAAAAUAGCUUUUUUGGCUUCUCAUACUCUUACAAUUGUGUUUUGAUUCUUGCUUGAACAGUCGCUAAGAUUAUAUUUGGUUAUGAUCUUGGCAAAAUAACUAUUUUGGAUGCAGCAGUUGUUAGCUAGAAUGCUAACGCUCAUUGCUAGGCUGUAGCAAAGGCUAGCUGAAGAGCAAUUUUAUUGGUUGAAGUGUUUUUUUAAGUAUAAUGCGCUCAAUUUCUGAUGAUGACCCACACAUUAUAUUAAGCAGGACAUUUAAUACGAGCCUUAAAAUCCAAAAUAAGUGUGAAAUGCACUCAUAUGCAACAUGUAAAUAGAUGCUUUUUUUUGCUGGCGUUCUAUAAGAACUCCCCCCUGUUUUCCCACCAAUUUGCGCUUAUCGCCCUCGUGCGGCAAUGUUUGCAAACACAGAAAGGGGUCUGUACUAUAAUGUUUUUCAUCAAUGCGUGCAGGACCAAAAUGGAGGAAAUGUCGAAGUGCUAUCACUUGUUAAAGCACGAGCCACUCUAGCCAAACGAUAUCCCCGCGCGUCCUCGUGGCUUGCAAUAUAAUUGGCUAACUACCAAACCUUCCUGCAGGACCAUGAGGGACGAGGUCUGAUCCAGGCUCAAUGAAACAGAAAAUAGACUCCAAUGACACUUGACUGCUUUGCAAGACAAGCAGUUAUUCUGUCAUGUUAGUUCAAUAACACCUGCGUUUUAUUAGCCAUGACUAUGAGAUCAACUUUGUUUGCUAAUGCAGGAUUUAAGCUGGACACAGAGAAACUCGACUUUGACAAAUCACAAGUGGGAACUGCAAACGUCGUGAAUUCCAUAACCAUCAAGAGAGAAUCCUGUGACUUUGUCAUUGAUGUACAUGGGGCAAUCCACAAGACUGGAGGGGAGCUCCUCAGCAAAACAAAGCUCCUAGACCAGAAUUACAUCAUUCGGACCCCAGUGGCUGCUCAAAAUAAAGCGGAAGGGGCACUGGUUCAAGGCGACAAUUGGGGAAGCACAGGGGUGCUGUCAUCUUCCGUCAGACAAAUGGGGGGUGAGGGAAUCCCAAUUAAAGGUAAACUCAUUCUGAGUGACAGUAUGGAUAACACAGAGUUGGUUUCAAACAAUAACUCCAAGGAUGCUGGUACUGAUGAGAGCACCAGAGGGGUCUCCCCUGGAGGAGUUGUCAACACUGCAUCCAUUGAGCUCAGCACAGAGGGCAAGUGGAGGAACAUCAGGAAAACCCCUGCUAACCCCCACACACAGGCCACCUGCCUCCAGCAGAUUCUCCUGCUUCAGCUGGACUUGAUUGAACAACAGCAACAACAGCUGCAGUCCAAGGACAAGGCGAUAGAUGAGCUGAAAGCAGACAAGGAGACGUUGCUGGCGCGUAUUGAGCGUAUGGAGCGCCGUUUGCAGCUGACGAGGAAAGACCCACGUGAUAAGCGCCUAUUUCAGCCGCUAGAGCCCUGGACCCCAGAUAAAGAGGACCUGUGGGAUCUAGAAGUGGGUGACAGCCCCCAGACUCCCACCCCUAGGUCACUCCCCUUCAGCCGAGGAGACAAAGGCCUCAAAAGGAAAUUUUGCUUCCUGGACUCCAAAAUCCAGAAGUCACGAGGGGGCAAAGGCUCCAAGUUCGCCCCCUCUAAGUCAGAGUGUGGAGCUGGCUCUCCCCAUCAGAGGGAGCUGCGCAAUAAAGAGACCCCGGAGAAGACCGGGUUUGGUCGGUCAGCGGUAGGGGGUACUCUGCAAUCGAGCAAUGAGGACCCGGAGCUCACCGCUCGAAUGGAGGAGCUCCCUUUCAUGUCGACUACUGAGAUGUACCUGUGUCGUUGGCAUCAGCCUCCCCCCUCCCCCCAGCGUGAGCCAUCCCCAUCCCCAAAGAAAGAGGAGGUUGUGGCCAUCCCCUCUUGGAGGGAAAACAUUAUGGAGCCCUUGGAUGAGGAAGCUGCCAGUGUCAUCCCAGAGAUGUUGGACGACAGUGUCUUUUUGAAGCGCCAUGCAAAGCUGGAGUUGGAUGAGAAGAGGAGAAAACGAUGGGACAUUCAGCGUAUCCGCGAGCAGCGCAUGUUUCAGCGUCUGCAGCAGCGCAUGAACAAGAAGAAGGGGAUCCAGGAAAGUGAGCCAGAGGUCUCGUCGUUUUACCCGGACACUGAAGAUGUCGAGUCCAUAAUCAUCACCCCUUUCCUGCCUGUGGUGGCCUUUGGCCGGCCAUUGCCGAAGCUCACUCAACAGAACUUUGACCUGCCUUGGCUUGACGAGCGAAGCCGCUGCCGCAUUGAGGUGCCCAAGAAACACACACCACACCGAACCUGUCGGAAGUGAGGUGGUAUCUGCGUGUGUCAUGCAAGAGAGAGAGCGCACCCUUCCUUUCCCAGAUGUGAAAAGUUUCAUUUUGUGGGUUUAGGCCGUCAGUGGUGUAGCAGGCACCUCUCAGUAGUCUGUGGAAAAGUAAACCACUGUCUUCCCGUGUGGUUACUUGCCAGCUGGCCUGGAGACGGAGCUGCUGGAGAUAAAGAAAAUGGCUACCAAAUUGGUUAGCUAUGGUAAAUUUGGUGCCCAAUCUACUCAAAAGGAAUGAAAUGCUGCCCCCCCCCCCUUAGAUAACAGACCCCCCUACUAACAACUUCGUGAUUAUAAGGUAAAACACAACUGUUACUUAAUGUCUGUAGUAAGUAACUAUUUAGUAAUAAGCAUGUUCUGUGAAGCAAACCUGGGGAGCACAAACAUUUCCCAAAUGUUUUGGAAUUCGGUGUAAUGUAAUACUUAAUUACUGCAUCAUCACUAAAAUGUGUAACUUUUGAUUAUUACUACAUUGUUACAUAGUUGUCAACCUGACUUAACUUGGGGACUGUGAUCUAAAGGGUAAGAGAAGUGAUAUUUUCCGAUUUGACUGAAUGUCAGUGCUUGAAUUGUACAAUAUGCACAUUGCUACAACUAACCCUGUAUGCUGGAAGCUCCAUUGGCAUUUACAUGCUCUGUGUUUUGCUUAGAUUGAAACUGAACUAUUUUCCCUGUCUGUGUAUUAACUGUAAUAAUAUUUCCUUUUGUGGACACCGCUUCAAGCGAAAGGUUUUAUUAUUGUGCACUAAAGUGUGGAUAUAUGUUUGAUCCUCACUCUGCAUGUAUGUUUAAUCACAAAUGCAGUAAAUAUGAGAAAUGUCCUCUUCUGAUGCUAAAAUGAUUGACCAUACUUUGCAUCAUGAAGAGAAGUUGGUUGUUUAAAGGAGUACUUCUUGGCAGAAAAAAGUCAAAUUAAUUUGAGAACCAUGGGUCUUCUACAGUAUGCUUAUCAUGCGAGUCUGCAUGGUCUUUUUUGAGGUGACAACUCUUCCAAGCCGAUAUCAACUAUCAGCAUGGUAGAUCUGUAAAUGAAACAUUUCCGCUGAGUACAAUUCCGAGAAGAGUAAUAUCUGAUUUAAUUUCGUAAGCAUGACUCUGGCUGCAUUAUUCAUAAAGCACUGCUUUGUUUAGACAACUGCCUUGUUUCUAGAACAUUCUCUGUGAGGAAUUUGCUCGUGUUUUUCAUUUUAGGAUGUUUUUUCCCCCAUGACAUCACAAAUUGCAGUAGACAACUGAGAUGGAUAUCAGUUUGGAAAACAUGGGUUGGCAUUAGAGUAGCCUAAUCAGCUAGAGUGCUCAAACUUAAUGCUGGGUAUUUACCUUCUCUUAAAUGCUAGCUAUAUCUAACGAUAUUGGCAUCGAGCACCUGGCGAUGUUAGGCUUGUGUUCUGUCAUGUGUUAUCGCGUCAACAUUUUUACUUCUGGCUCGAUGGCUUCCUGGCUCUCCGACGCUACAGACCACACAAUACAGGCUGGUUUUGAAAUAAUGCGAAAUUGUUCUUCUGUACAUAGCUUUCAGGAACAAAUGUUGUAAAUAUGAAAUACAUGGCUUAUUUUUGUAUUAUUUAAAUAUUUGUGUUGAGUACAUUCAAUAUUGUUCUAUGAUAAUUGAUUGUAUGUUGACAAAAUAAUUUACAAAAGUUUGUUUUGGAAUAAAAAUAAAAAUUGA
Oncorhynchus nerka (sockeye salmon) is the source of this 4064-nucleotide messenger RNA. RefSeq names its product MSL complex subunit 1b (gene msl1b). Gene Ontology annotation, molecular function: chromatin binding. Gene Ontology annotation, cellular component: MSL complex. NCBI's taxonomy places the organism in Eukaryota, Metazoa, Chordata, Actinopteri, Salmoniformes, Salmonidae. The record is from RefSeq and is a predicted model, not a curated record.